CCCAGCAGCCUUCAAGGCGGCCUACUUGUCUACCGCCUGCAUAACGCAUCCUAGAUUGAUGUUUCACCACUCUGGAGCUCAUUGACGCGGCAGACAGCCUGCGAACGGGUUCACAGCUCAGGGCACACAAACAGAAGCUGGAAAAGGUUCUUGCGAGUCAGAGAGUCGCGGCCCACAGAGCUUCAGUCUGACUCGUGGAAGCCAACGUCGCGUCGGUCUUCGCGACGCCUGGGUGCUGAUACUGCGCACAAAUCUAGUAUGGCUGACGCAGGAGAUGUCCCAGGGGCGGACCUCCGCACGGCUGUGUGGCGGGCGCUGCGGGAAGUGGAAGCGCUCAAGGUGGAGAACGAGCAUCUGCGCCAGAGCCUAGGCGGCGCCAUGGACACCACGGAUCUGGGUGCUGUACCAGUGUCUGGGGCCGAGCAUAACUGCACCAAUGAUGGCCACCAGGGAGACGAACACGAGCAGCAUCAGCCGCAGCACCCUCGGAGUUAUGCCGCCAGCACCACCUGCGGCGGCCGACCGCGGUUCAGCACUGUGGGCGGCAUAGCAAGCGGCUGCCAAUCCCCCUUCAUGUCGCCGCAUUCACAGCGCCCCACCUCCAGCGGUGUCACACGCGGCUACUCGCGGCUGUCCUCAACCAGUGGCGGCGCCCGCAGCCCCUUGCCAUCGGCCCGCUGCCUCAGCUCGGGCUGCACCCCCUCGGUCGGCGGCUGCCCCCCCCUCAGCGAGUUGCCCGAGCUGCUCGUCGAGGAGGCGGCGGCGGAGGUGGCGGCGGCGGCGGCAGCGGCCGGGACCCUGGGAUCCCUGGCGGCCUUCCGCCGCAGCACCUUCCGCCGCCGCAGCACCGCCGCAGGCACCAGCAGCGGCGGCGGCGGCAGCGGCUUGGGCUCCCGCGGCGGCUCACGGCGCAACUCUUCGCGCCGAAUCAUCCCACUCCCGCCCUUCAUCGAUGGCCUUUCUGAACACACCGCGGCGCAGCGGCAGCAGGUGCUCUACGAAGUAGCCUCGCCCUUCUCCUCCUACGCCGCCGCCGCGGCUGUGGACGAGUCCGAUGACGAGUCUGCCGGCGCCGAGGGCGCUGCGUCUCCGACGCCCUUCAGCCAGGACGUCGACGUGGCGGCCGUGGUGAAUGAGGCCGCCGGUGUGGCCCGGCGCCUGCAAAUGGGCAGCCGCCGCUGGCUGCUGGGUGCCAGCUCCGGGGCCAUAUCUUCCUUCAGCCGCGCGCCGUCCGCCGCUAGCCUGGCGGGCAUGAACCUGACGUCGCUGAGCCGGACCACCUCGGCAGCGGACCUGGUGGCAGCGGCGGCACCGGUGUUCGCAGCCUACAGCUGUGUGGAUAGCGAGCUGGUCGGGACCGAGGAGCAGCGGGCCGAGGCUACGCAGGCUACGGCAGCGACGGCGGCGGCGCAGUUCGGUGCCGGUGCCGGUGCCGUUGGCGGCGGCUUCCUUGAGGGCGACGAGGCUUGCUGUGCCAGUCCUUACUACGGCUCCGAGGCCGAGGAGGAUGAGCAGGAGGCGUACGGCUGGUUGUACAGCAGCGAGGACGAGGAUGAGGCCUGGAGCCGCCGCACCAGCCGCGCCGCCGCGGCCGGCGGCAAGAAGGGCGCAGGCGACAGCAAGGCCAACCGCAGCAGCAGCGGCGGCGGUGGCGGCCGCAGCGGCUGGUUCGGUCGCUGGCUCAGCGCCAUGGGGGUCGGCGGCAUGCCCAGGGCUUCUGCUCACGUUUCCGGGGGGCCCAAUGCCGCAUCCCCAUCGCCGCCGCCGUCAGAUACGCUGGCGUUUGAGCCAGCUGCCAUGAGCGGCGAAGGCCGGGCUGCUUGCGUCGCGGCGCCGAUGCCCGCGGCUGCAGACGCCGGUGCCGUGGCGUUUGUGGAGAUGCUGCCGUGCCACGGCGUCAGCCAAUUGCAAGGGACGCUCCGCCCGCCCAAUGGCUCCCGUGCCGGUCAGCAGCCACAGCAGGCAGCAGCCGAGUGCGCAGCGGCAGCCGCUGAGGGUGUGGAGGCCGCUGAGGUCGGUCAGCUUGAAAAUGACGCGAGUCGCUCGCUGGCCCGGAGUCGUUUCAGCUGGCGCCGCUAGAGCUGCUGUGCCGACAGCUGCACGUUGUCCUGUCUGAGCUGCGCAAACGCAUGCCCUCUGUAGCAACCAAACAGAUGUGUGGUGUAGCCAAGCAUCGCCAGCACACAUCUGCUGGCGCUCGCUCGCUGCAGGGCACCCGCACCCAUCCCUCCUAGCAUGGGCCCAGUACAGGCAUCUUGCAUCCCACGCCGAUCCGUCAUGCGGCGUGUGCGGCUGCUCCCCCCGUGUGUAACAAGCACAUGCACUCGUCACCUUGAUAUGAAGUGACCUUAGACUGCAUAAAUUGCAUGGCAUAUGCCGUGUUUGGCUUUGUCUCCCAACACGACGGCGUUUCGGCAGGUUGGUGCGUCUUUUGCGGCUGAUUGGGCUCGUGGCCCAUGCAUGCUGGCGUCAUCCAACCCUUAGUAAGGACGUUCUUACUCCAUUCUGAUCAUGCAGUAUUACGGUUCCGCGAAUCCAUUCAUCUUGCGGCUGCUUCGCUCCUCACUCGCUUUUACGGUACCAAUGUUUGUGACAUGGCACAAGUUGGUGGCUCAACAUCUGCGGGAAUGGAUAUGUCAUAUGUGGCUUGGCCAGGUGCAUCGCCGCGGGCAUCAGAGCCGUUGUGCACGCGGGUUGUUGAUCAAGGCAUGUGUUUACGGCCUGAUGAAUGGGGGCACCACAAGUCCACGUACCCACUUCUUGUGUUCAUUACUCAGCACGGCAAACUGUGCCCGACAGCAGGGCUGUUCUUCUUUUAAACUGUUCAUCACUGACCCGGAAGAACAUUGCGCUCGAGGCCAUGCAAAUGUGGCCUGUGUGGUCUUAUACAUGACGCGGCACUGCUUGCCCCGGUGCGCAUGGGCGCUUUAUUCUAUGCAGCGAGAGAGUGAGAAAGAAGAUAUGAGAGCGCAGUAGAGGGAGACUUCGUGGUUCAGGUGAAGUGUGUGUGCGUGUGUUGCGAGUCGUGCUGAUGCACCAGGGGCAUCAGGUAGAAAUCUUGCGUUGUGCGGUAGCAGCGUCGCUUUUGGGCAGCGACCAUUAAUUUAUUCCGAAUGCUCCUAAUAUCGGGUUGUGUUAGUGACCUCGCGAGAGUGCUUGCCGGGUCUGGCCGGCCGGCUGGGCAGUCCCUUGGGCAGUCGUGUCGGGUGAUAUCGUGUGUGCGGCACGGUGCAACUACCUAGGCCCCCGGGGCGUGACGGGGCGUGUCGCUAGAAGCCUGUGCCCGUGUGCCGGUGUUACUGAUGAUGGUUUGCCAUCCUCUGCAUGGCGGGCUGCAUGGGCCUUGCCUAGGGUUGGUAGCACUCAACCGCGACCUGGCUCGCUGGUUGAGUUGCCGACAGCGCAAGCUAACAGAAUGACUAUCACUCUCUGUCAACUCAUAUCCAAC
Molecule: messenger RNA, 3448 nt
Organism: Chlamydomonas reinhardtii
Lineage: Eukaryota; Viridiplantae; Chlorophyta; Chlorophyceae; Chlamydomonadales; Chlamydomonadaceae
Exons: 4
Coding region: 379-2079 (566 amino acids)
Source: RefSeq, a predicted model, not a curated record